Messenger RNA from Patiria miniata (bat star), 3008 nucleotides. RefSeq names its product neurogenic locus notch homolog protein 1-like. The record is from RefSeq and is a predicted model, not a curated record. NCBI's taxonomy places the organism in Eukaryota, Metazoa, Echinodermata, Asteroidea, Valvatida, Asterinidae. The transcript is spliced from 8 exons. The coding region runs from base 204 to 1976 and encodes 590 amino acids. Gene Ontology annotation, cellular component: plasma membrane; protein-containing complex. Gene Ontology annotation, biological process: heterophilic cell-cell adhesion; establishment or maintenance of epithelial cell apical/basal polarity. Gene Ontology annotation, molecular function: calcium ion binding.
CUGCACCACAGAUUAUAUCGCCAGAGCUCAGAGGAGAAAGUGAAAGGAAUUUAAGAGCGCUACUGCUACUGUGUUACACCUGGUGUGAACGUUCCCGGUGGGCACUUGCUCGGACAAACACCUGUUAUACUAGAACGGAGUUUUAAUCUUAGGGUUAAUUUUGGAAAAUAAAGGUUGCGAAUCGGAUCAACAGUUCCAUCGACAUGAAAACGCAACUGGUAGUAUUUCUGGCCCUGGCCGCAACCGGCUAUUGUUUCCCUUCCAGGGAGACGCGAUCAACUAACUCUGCCUGUGACCCCAACCCCUGCUUCAAUGGAGGUACCUGCAUGGACCUGGGCAGCUUCUACGUGUGCGUUUGUGAACAGGAGUACCUGGGAAUGCACUGUGAAACGCGCGAAACCCCUGUGGCUGUAGUGCAGGAGGAUCCAUGCGACCCCGAUCCUUGUCUUAAUGGCGGACUGUGUUAUCGCCAGGAUGAGAGUGGGACUAGCGCUAGGCAGUUUCGCUGUAUCUGUCAAGGGAAUUUUGCGGGCGAACUCUGUGGUGCCCAGCUGCUGACGUCAGAGUGUGAACCUAAUCCGUGCCAGAAUGGCGGUGCCUGCGAACCCAGCCAAACCGCAGCUUCAGGCUAUGUUUGUCGAUGUGCCGAAUCCUACGGCGGAGCCAACUGCGAAAGAAUGCCUUGUGAUAUGGAUCCCUGCAUGCACGAAGGCGACUGCUUCACUGGAUACAAGAACAGAGGUCUCUUCAUGUGUAGAUGCAAGACAGGCUUCAAGGGCGAGCAAUGUGAAAUCUCCGACCCAUGCAUGGACAACCCGUGUGGGGAAGGCAACAUGUGCAAGCCGGGUAGCGAUCAUACAUUCACCUGCAUGUGCCCCUGUUCCCCUGGAAGCACCUGCCUUAGUGGACCCGAUGGAGGUAAUGGAGAGACAGACGGAGGAGAUAGCAGUACAGAAAGACCAGACGGCAGUGAAACCGAUAGUACCGGUUCCGGAAGUUCAAGUUCCAGCGGUGGUUCUGAUAGUUCUGGUUCCGAUAGCGGUUCUGGUGGUUCUGGAACCGGAAGUGGAACUGGAAGUGGUAGUACCGAUUCUGGGAGCUCUGGUAGUUCUGGUUCCAGCAGUGGUUCUGAUAGUUCUGGUUCCGAUAGCGGUUCUGGUGGUUCUGGAGGUCAAAGUGGAACUGGAAGUGGUAGUACCGAUUCUGGGAGCUCUGGUAGUUCUGGUUCCAGCAGUGGUUCUGAUAGUUCUGGUUCCGAUAGCGGUUCUGGUGGUUCUGGAGGUCAAUCUGGAACUGGAAGUGGUAGUACCGAUUCUGGGAGCUCUGGUAGUUCUGGUUCCAGCAGUGGUUCUGAUAGUUCUGGUUCCGAUAGCGGUUCUGGUGGUUCUGGAACCGGAGGUCAAACUGGAACCGGAAGCGGUAGUUCUGGUUCUGACAGUGGCUCUGGAACCGGAAGCGGUAGUUCCGGCUCCGGAAGUUCUGGUUCCGACAGCGGUAGUGGUAGCUCUGGGAGUGGAGGUCUCACUGGAACUACAUCGCCAUGUUUUCAAAUGAUGGAAGAGACCGAGUAUUGCAACCGACGUGGGUUCUGUGUUGAAGACGACACUAGUGCAUUCUGCCGUUGUUUCGACGGUUAUCGGGGCUCCACCUGUCAGCUAGUCGAUGAUCCUAGUUCUGGCGGAGACUCAGCUACCAACGGCACCGGUUCUGAUAACUCCGGUACAGGGACAGGGACAGACGGCUCUGGGACGGACGGAGGCACCGGGGAUGGCAACACUCUCCCCCAGGUCGGACCGGGAUCAGGCUCCAGUGGGUCGGGUACAUCUGGGAUCAGUAUCAAACCGUGCUUCGACAUGAUGCGCGAGUCCAACAACUGCACCAAUCACCAGGGGUACUGCAUGGAAAGUCGGAAUGCCGGUGCCGCGUGCGUCUGCUAUCCCGGCUUUCGAGGCGUCGACUGCUCCGAGACCAUAUGAGCAUGUGCUUUACUGAAUUCCAAUGUGUAUUGCAGUGUGAUAAAGGAAGGACUAAGCGAAGUCUAACGUUUAAACAUAAUACAUGUAUCAUGAUUUGGUCAACUUCCUCAUCGUCUAAUUGUAUUUCUUAAAGAAACUUUUUUUGGGGGCGGGCCUCCUUUAUCUGAAUUUCAAAACACAGAGAUUACUUCAAAUCUUACUAGCACAAACGAUUCCAUUUUAAAGAGUGAUUAUUGUAUUUUCAUUGUAGAUCAUUCUAUAGAAGUCGGAGCUUUAACCAAUUUAGGGUUAAUCACUUAACCAUGUACAGAAAUGGAAUGUCUGCAUGAUAAUAAUAAUUAAACAUUAACUUAAUGCCGCGCGCUUAUCUUUUCAAAGGUCACCCAAGACGCAUGCUUUAGGUCAACACGUCGUGUUCUGGUGGUGGGAAUAUGCAAUAUAGAACUGUAUGAAUGUAAGAAAAACAUACUAAUCAAAUAACUGCUGGAGAUAAAAAAAAACUAACGUGGCCUGAGUUGUUUUUAUUUGUUUAUUUCAGGUCAGUUGAGUGAGUGAGCCGUUUGUGGCGGUUUAAAUCAUUUUCUUCUUCUUGAGAUUAUAGGAUAAGGACAUUUCAAUCAUAUCCUAAUUUUGUUUGUCGAAAGGUUGUUUUGAAGAGAACAUACCCCAGGUCAUUCGCCAUUUUGCAUUUUAUAAAAAUAAAUGAAAAAGUAAACGACACAAUUUAUGCAAUCGCUAUUUUUGUGGGAACCCCCCUCCCCCCCCAAAAAAGGGUAUCGAACUGUCUAUUCCCAACUCUUUUCUUAAGAAUUUUUGAAUUCCCUGCCGGCAGGAAAAUAUCUAGUUAUUUUUAAAGAUUAUAUAAGGAAAAAGUUGGUAUAAUUAACCAUUAACUGUAUAAUAAUCAUUAACUGUGUAAUGUGUGGCAUUUAUAUACUCACAGAAAAGGUGUGUAAUCAUUGUAUGUAAUUGAUGUUUCAUUGAGUUAAAGCGUCCGGUAAUUCUGUCAUGGAUUAAAACAAGUGAAGUUGA